Molecule: messenger RNA, 1430 nt
Organism: Limulus polyphemus (Atlantic horseshoe crab)
Lineage: Eukaryota; Metazoa; Arthropoda; Merostomata; Xiphosura; Limulidae
Product: prostaglandin reductase 2-like
Exons: 9
Coding region: 458-1357 (299 amino acids)
Biological process (GO): prostaglandin metabolic process
Molecular function (GO): 15-oxoprostaglandin 13-reductase [NAD(P)+] activity
Source: RefSeq, a predicted model, not a curated record
ACACCGUUUCGCCAGUCAGCGAAACUCAAAGUUUCGCGUUUUAUCUAGUGCCAACAAAUUACAGUUACACUGAUUUAUAACUCACAGUAAAUUUAGACCUGAAGUGGAAAUAACUUGAUAACUGUACUUAAUUAUUAAUAAAAUUACAUACUAAACAAUGUCUGCUGAACCAGAAAAGACAAGCAAGCCAAAGAAUUAUAGAGUUAUUCUAAAAUCUCGCCCAGAAUAAAGAAUUUUGGAGAUCUUAACCCAUCCUUGUAUGACAACCUUUCCCUCCCAGUUAUCAUCUGAGUAGCUUUCCUCUGAACCAUUUCUGACAUUUCAGUGUUCUUCCUCAGGUGCCAAUGAAACACCAAAAGAAGAAAAUUUUAGUGUGGUUUGUUGUCCAUAUCCUGAUGAUGAACUAGAAGAGGAAACUGUGUUGGUAAAAUCCCUGUAUAUUUCUGUAGAUCCUGCCAUGCGUUGUAGAAUGAAUGAAGAUACAGGAGUUCAUUAUAUACAUCCAUGGAAUUUGGGUCAGUGUGUGGAAGGGUUUGGUGGAGUAGGAAAAGUGGAGAAAAGUAAUAGUAAAAGAUUUCAAGAAGGUGAUAUUGUCACAAUGGGACUCAACUGGAUGUGGCAGACAUACUUUGUUUCUGAAGCUGCAGCCUUAGAGAAGGUAGAUAGAACAGUUGUGGGAGACCAUGUUUCACUGGUUCUUAGUUGCUUUGGACUAACAGGCCUGACUGCUUUGCUUGGAAUUUGGGUGAAAGGUCAUAUUAAGCCAAGUUGUAAUCAGACUGUUGUUGUAAGUGGAGCUGCAGGUGCAACAGGCUCUCUUGCUGGACAGAUUGCCAAAAUUGAGGGAUGUAAACAGGUUGUAGGUAUUUGUGGUUCUGAUGAAAAAUGCCACUUUCUCCUGAAAGAACUUAGCUUUGAUGUAUCAGUUAAUUAUAAAACAGAAAGUGUUGAAGAGAGACUGAAAAAGACUUGUCCAGAUGGCAUAGAUGUGUAUUUUGAUAACGUUGGUGGUGAACUUAGUGAUACUGUCAUCAAGCAGAUGGCAGAAAAUAGUCACAUCAUCUUGUGUGGACAGAUUUCUCAGUACAAUCAAGAUGUUCCCUAUCCACCUCCAAUCUCUCCUGAAAUUACAAAGAUUUUACAAGAAAGGAAGAUAACCAGAGAAAGAUUCCUUGUACUCAACUAUCCAGAGAUGUAUGAAGAAGCUCUAAAGCAACUUGUUGAAUGGUUAAGAAGUGGGAAAUUAAAGGUGAAAGAAACAGUAGAACAUGGAUUAGAAAAUACACCACGUGCCUUUAUCUCAAUGAUGAAUGGCGGUAACAUUGGCAAACAACUAGUGUGUGUUUCAGUUCCAUGACUGUCUCCAGCAGCUAUAUUGCCUUGUGGAUAUUUCAAAACUACAACAAUCAUUUAUAAUCUUUAAUUAGCUA